Macrosteles quadrilineatus (aster leafhopper) is the source of this 5545-nucleotide messenger RNA. RefSeq lists its product as uncharacterized. The record is from RefSeq and is a predicted model, not a curated record. The transcript has 18 exons. NCBI's taxonomy places the organism in Eukaryota, Metazoa, Arthropoda, Insecta, Hemiptera, Cicadellidae. Bases 253 to 4599 code for a protein of 1448 amino acids.
UUGCUGUUGCUGGGGAAGCUGAUUGCUGAAUGCUGAAAUUUGCUGAUGAUGUAUGGUUUGGUUAGUGGUUUAUGGUUGCGUUAAAGCGUCUCUCGUGCUCCUCGUCUGAACUUUCAAACUAAAACCUAAAACUAAACUUAGGAUUUCGAUUUAGGAACACUGUGGUACUUAACCAUUCGUUUGUGUGUAAAUUGUCUUAUUAGUGUUUACAUUAUGUUAUGAACUUGGUUUGAAAGGAUUUCUGGUUGAAAAAUGCCUGUUCAGGACGAAGGAGGAAGUUUAUUCAAAAAAUGGUCUACGUUGAUCAAAGCAGACAGAAUCAGUGAAGUUCUAGUCGAAGCAGAGGAAAGACAUAUAGCUGAAGAUAGAGCAUUGGAAUGUGUAGUCUACAUAUCUCACCUUGCCUACAAAAGUUCUCAAAAUGGUGUGCCAUUCAUCAGUCCAUCGGACAAGAUUGUACGACUCACAGAAGUACUAAGCGGCAUGGUCAUUGGUCGACCUUCUCUCUGCAACCGUAGACUUAUGAUUAGCCUCUACCACAUCGCAUUCUUCUUUUAUAAAAAUAAUCAUCUUCUGUGCAUGAAAAAGAUUUACAAAAUAAUUUUAGAAGCCAAACAAACUAACACAAGUUGCUUUGAAGAUGAUGAUGGUAAAGUAUUUGAUAACUGCAUAUUACUACUGAAGAAAGCACUCCCUAGCUUGGUUAUUGACAAAGUUUCAAAAAUUAAUCAGACUUUAGUUAAAGAAUGCUUAUCUUUGUAUUUGAAUUUACACACUGAAGAUAAUGAAUUGAAAAACGGAUCAGCAUAUUUGGAAUCUGUUCUGUACGCAAGUCAGAUGAUUGCAAGAGAUGACAACAAAGCAGCAGUGGUGUAUUUGAUUUGUAAGGGUCUGCAGCUGUUUUUUGAGGUGAAGACAAUAAAGGAUGUAGAUUCAUCAUUGUCUCUGAUGUUCAAACUACUGUUGUCUCUAUUCAAUUGCCAACUGGAACUAAAAGGUUAUGCCUCUGCCAUAGAUCUGGUGCUGUCAUACGUGGACAAAAAUAUGUAUAAGUUUGGAGAAGAAAGUAUUCUUCACGGAGGAUGUUUUUAUUUGCUUUGUCAAGCAAAAUUGUUUAUAUCUUGUCAGUCCGAGGUUGUUGCCAUGAAAACUAUCCAAAAUGUAAAUGCAACCCUUGAAAAGUUGAAAAGUGCCAAAGACAAGAGAGACUUUAUCAAGGAGGCUGGUGCAUUGAUGAUUUCUUUUAUUUCCAAUUUAAAUCUUCAUAAAACAAUCAAAUCAUCCACUCUUCUCAAUGUGUGUCUGGGACCUUUCUUGGAAAUGAUACUUAACUUGUGUAAUACAUUACAGCAUUUGAAUGCUGGAAAAUGUCUUUACAUAUACUGCCUCACUAGUAGUUUUCUGCUUGUAUCAGAAGUUGCACAAUCAAGGAAAGACAUGUUGAAAGAAUGUUUAAAUACUCUACUAAAAUUUGAAGCACUUUUCUUCAAAGUAACCAACAUGUUGAGAUCUGAAAAUCAUCAGAAAGCAGAUUUUUACACCAAGUUAGUUUUGACGCGGUGCGCAAAUUUGUUACACACAUAUCAUUUAGCUUUGCUAGAUGAGGAAAUUGUAUCACUUUCAAAACCAUUUUGCAAAUUCAUCUGUACUUUGCCGUCAUCUAUAUUUGAAGACUCAUCAAGUAAGACCUCCAUGGAGCUGAGCUUUACAUGUCUAAUUCAAGCUCUUGGACCUAAACGGCUGUACGAGGUGUUAGAGGCAGCUGUGGCUUGGUUGGUUGUGUGUCCAGAGUCUAGUAAGAAAGUGUUCCGUUUGUGGGGAGAUAUCAAACACAACGCCAUCUGUGACGGUGGUAGUGAGUUUCUGGAUACCACUGUAUCGACUGUUGUAAAUCAGGGGCAAAGUAGCCUGGAAGAAAAUUGGUUUCCCUGUAACCUAACUCCAGAUCAACUCGGAGACUUCUUGGUGAAAGAGUUAUACACCUACUUCAUAAACAGCACCCUGAGGGGAUCUCCAGUGUUGGUAGCUGUCCAGGAUCUAGAGUGUCUGACUACAGAUGUGGUGACCCAGGUGAGAGGAGUGGUAGUAGCCCUGGAUGUGACGUCAGCUCGUAGCGAGUACACAGAGCAGUGCAGCCACUACCACCACCGCAGCUUACAACUACUCUCACAACUGAAGAAACAGAAAAAUAAGAUUGAUCCUAUUGUCUUCAACUGCAGCAUGGCGGAAUUGCUGUAUGCUCAGUUCCGCUUCAAGCUGAAAUCUUUUCGAUUGGAUUGUGAAGGUGAGGUGCUGCGGCUCUCAGCCCUACAUCAGUCAGCUGGACCUUUGAUCCCUGAACUACCUGAAGAUCAACCAGAUCCAGAUGACACUUGUGAUGUCACUACCAGAUACUCUAACCUCUCCCUAGAGAAACAGAAAGAGAUAUUGGCAGAGCUGAACACUGCAGUCUCUCACUGGCGGACUGCUUGUACACGAUUGACAACGAAUCAGGAGUCUAAAAGUUCUAAAUAUGACUUACGAGUAACACUUAAGAAUCUACAAGAAGCUGCCUUUAUAAUGAAACUCUACUGUGAUGAGAUCAAGGAACGUGAACUUUGGCGUCUCCUGUACAACCUGGCCUCCCUUGUAGACGACACAAACAGUGUCGUGAUUGCAAUGGGUGAAAUGUUGAAAAACAAAACUCUGUUCGACUUAAAAGAUAUUGAAGAAAUUCUGCACCGUCCUGGGGUGUUGGAAAGAACAAAAGAUGCUUUUACAUUAAACAAAGCUUCAUUCUAUCUCAGCAAGAACAUGAUAGCUGAAGGGCUUAAGCUACUGGCAUCCAAAACAGAAAUCAAGAAAAAUCUCAGUUCCAUUCAUUAUAUAAACUGUCAUGUAAUCUUGGGGAUGUAUCAGAAGUUGAGUAAUUGGAACACGCACAGUGACCAGUAUGUGCACAGCCCAUCUUGCCACAUGAGUUUUCUCAAAGCACUCAGCCAUCUGUUAUACUUGACACAACAAGAGAAGUGGAGUAGUUUGAUGGAGGCUAGCCAGAUCCAGCUGACUCUACUACAAGUGUCACAUCAGCUGGGGGAAGUGAACUGGAGUCUAGAACAGCCUCGCGAGGCUCGAUGCUACCUCAAGUCUCAACUGUCCAUCGCUCAGAAGCUUGGUCUGCCUCUUAGAUCGUCCCAGCUUCUUCUGUUGCUGGCAUGGGUGGACCUACACACUGGUAUGAUGCCAGAUUGUGCUGUUAAGCUAGAGGGGUUAGAAGUUUUGCUAGAUCUCCAAGGAGCUCCUGCUGUAUAUGAGGCUGGUACAGACAAUUCAACAAAGCUCAAUAAGGUUGAGAUUUACGAUCCAGAGUUUCUGAGUCAUGCCAAGCUGUUUCCUGGUUGUGACUGCUUCUGCUGCAGCUGUACUGAGUAUCAGCGACUGGUGAUGGAAACACUCUGCCUUCGAGCCUCUUACUGCACCAACAAUGACCAACCAACUCUGGCUCUGCAGAGCUUCAAAGUGGCUUUCCGAGUUCGAGAUUAUCUGAACAAGUCAGAAGACUUAGAAGUACAAACUUCUUCAAUCCGUAUGUGGAAAUGCUAUGCCGAUACCUUGGCAUUAUACAACAGGCCGCAGGAAGAAAUAAACAUUAAUGAGAAAACAUCCACUGCUCUACCAUUAAUUAAACAACAAAAUCCAAUACUACUUCAACAUAUUCUUCACCAAAACUCAUGCCGACAAAACUUGAAACCUGGUCUUAACAAAUCAAUCGGACACAGAAUAGUAAUAGAAACAGAGGAAAAUGUAUCCAUUGUUAAUACUCCAACCAACAAAAAGGGACAAGUAUUUGUUGCUAAAACUCCUCUAAGUGUUGUUGAUGGCAACAUAACACCAAAAUGUAUUAGGCAAGUAAGAAAGUUAACCUUUCCAUCCAGUGGCGAAGAAAAUACACCUCCGCCACAUAAGGCAGUGAAGCCUAAAUCAAAAAGAACCAUCAAGCCACCUACAAAGAUUAAAAUAGAAACACCUCAGACAGCAAACAAGAUGUUGAAGAUCAACAAAACCCCUUUCACAAUUGUAGAUGACGAUGGAAAUGCAGUUGGAGUUAUCAGCUCCCAAGUGAGUUCAAGGGCAAAGAAGAACACAGAAGUUAAACCUAGUUCCUCUGUUCACAAAAAGCUAUUUAAGUCUGAUCAAAUGUCCACUGACAAGAAGUUGAUUUCAUCAAUUGUUUUUAAGUCCCCAGAAAGGAAAAGUAACAGACAAAAAGUCUAUGGAAAUAAACAAUCAAAUCCUCCUCUAGAUGACAGUUUGAAAAAGCUGGAAUCCACCAACAAAAAUGUUAUUGAAGACAAUUCUGAUUCUAAUUCAGAAAUAUUUUUAUUUGAGGAAUUGAAAGAGGAAGUUAAUAAUAUCAAACAUUCUAUUCCAAAAUCUACCUACAGCAAAAGUUCAUUGAAAAGAGUAACAAAAAGUGUGAUGAAUUCAAGAAGCCAUCCAGGAAGUAGUAAAGUAGAUGUGGAAAGUGAUGGCAGCGUAGUUGAAGGCACACCAACCCCACCUGGUAAUAAAAAACUAACUCUACGAACAUUGAGGCCAAAACGAACAGUGACCAAAUAAAAUAAGAACUAGAGUCUCAAUAAUGAGUCUCAAUAAUUUGAUCAUAUUGAUCGUAAUUGUAAUGCUGCCUUAUUUGUCUAUUUACUUGCAAUGGUUUUUAAUGUGGGUUUUAUCUAGUAAAAUUAUGUAAAUAUAUACAUUCCGAGUGUGUUCAAUAACUUAGCUAGAUUGUGUUUUGAUUAAUCGAGCCACAAUACAUCAUAUCUCUAUCAUCCUGAUUAUACCCUCAAUUAAUAGUGGGAAGUAUGUGGUAGUUUUUUUAAGUAUACUUAGCUUGCACUGUUGAAAGAAAACAAAAAAAUAUUUUAAACUACUAUUGCUGGUCAUACUUUAAAUUUUGCCACAUAAAUUCUCCCAUUUCAAAUAAUGUUAUUAGUACAACAAUUUUGCCAUGGACAUUGUAAGGUGGUAUUAAUUAAUAAAACAGAUUCAAUAACUUAUUUUAUUUAGGCUUUAGGAACAACAGCUCAUUCAAUGACAACAAUAAUGUCAGUCAAAGACAGACAAUAAUAUACAAAACAUGGAUAGUCUACAAUCCAAAAAAAUAACGGCUUUAGAGCUUUACAUCUUAAAAUGAAUUUCAAACUGUACGUUGAUAUAAAAGUUAAGUAAACAGUUUUGGGAAGACCGAAUGAGCAUAUACAAAUAAUAACCAGGACACAUUUAUUUGUAAUAAACAAUGUUUAAAAUACUUUUUGUCAAAAAUUGCUUUCAUAAAAACUACUAUUCCAUUACCAUUAAUAAACUUUAUGUACAUCUUAUAUUCCUGCAAAGUUAAAUUGUAUUAGCGUUUUUAUUGCUUUAUAUUCAAGUAAAUAAAAUAAUCAGGAAAACUUGUUUUAAUUGUGAAAUCACGUGCUUUUGAGAAGAAAUUUGUAUUUGUUACUUAAAUAUGACGAGUUUAUAGAGCAUCAGCUUUGAAACAAUUAAAAUUAUGAAAACUGUA